Messenger RNA from Juglans regia (Persian walnut), 927 nucleotides. RefSeq lists its product as uncharacterized. The transcript has 6 exons. Bases 1 to 927 code for a protein of 308 amino acids. NCBI's taxonomy places the organism in Eukaryota, Viridiplantae, Streptophyta, Magnoliopsida, Fagales, Juglandaceae. The record is from RefSeq and is a predicted model, not a curated record.
AUGUAUUGUGGAGAAGCUUUUGAGUGGACUCCUAGUUUUGUUUUGGCUAGUAAACUCAAAGUUUUAAAAGCUGAUUUGAAGAUAUGGAAUAAGGAGGCUUUUGGGAAUGUUGAGCGGCAGAAAAAAGUCAUUUGGGAUGAGCUUCAAUCCUUGGAAGCUGAUGGGGAUAGUGAGGGGAGUUUGUCUAGGAAGAAUGAAGUAAAAAUAGAACUUGGGAGAGUUCUUUUGAGGGAAGAAAUAUCAUGGAGGCAAAAGUUGAGAGUUCUUUGGCUUGAAGAGGGAGAUAAGUGUACUAGCUUCUUUCAUAAAAUAGCUAAUUCUCAUAGACGUAACAAUGCUAUUGAGAUAUUAAGAACUGGAAAUAAUCUGCUAUCCUCACCUGCCGAGAUCCAAGAGCAUGUUGUGCAGUUUUUUAGUUCUCUCCUAAGUGAGACGGAAGCUUGGAGACCUAAGAUUGAUGGAUUGAACUUUGCAGUGGUAGAUGAAUUUUUAGCAAGUUGGCUUGAAAGGCCUUUUGAAGAGCUUGAGCCUUGUGGGUUUUUUGUAAGUUCAAGAGGUUUGAAGCAGGGGGAUCCCUUAUCUCCCUUCCUAUUUGAUAUUGUUAUGAAGGCUGUUGGGGAACAAAUUCAAGUUUUGAGGGCUGUCCUGUUGUGUUUUCAAGCCAUAUCCGAACUAAAAGUGAACUUGAGUAAAUCAGAGUUGGUACCGGUGGGAGAAGUUCAUGACAUUCAUCACUUGGCAGAAUUUCCGGGAGCCUUUCCGGUUGUCUUCAGAUUGGCAAAUAAUAAGCAAGCUUUAGUUUCAGAGUUGAUGAGUUUUUCCAAUGGAGUGGUGCUUUGGGAUAUAAGUUUCUCCAUAUCUGCCCAGUAUUUGGAAGUAGAGCAGGAAAUAAGCAGGAUUAGUGAAUCAUCUACUCCUUCAUUGUGA